AGAAGCAUGUGGUUGUGUGAAAUCCCCCGGAAAAUGCCUUUUUGGGGUUUGGGGGUUCUGCUCCUCCUUUUGGGGGGGACCCUGGUCGGUCCCUCUGACGCCGCCGGGUCUUUUUGGGAUGCCGCUUUGCCCACCUGCGACGAGCAGAGCCUCACUUUCCUCCUGCUGCCCCAACCGAAGGUCUCCUCAUCUCUAAUAAGGCUGCUGGAUCGCAAAGGUAACCCCCAUCUUCUGAAGAAUGACUCUACCUGUGGGACUUCUGCCUUCCCCAAUCCGGACGGCUCUGUAGUGGUGAGGGUGGCCUUUGAUGGGUGUUACACAAGAGCGCAGGAUUCCCGCUUCCGGACGACAGUCCACAUUGAAGGCCUUGCGGCGGAUGGACGGGUGACCUCCUACAAAGAGGAGCUGAGCUGCCCCGAACCCCUCCUAGGUACCACCUGA
This is a messenger RNA of Lacerta agilis (Sand lizard), 441 nucleotides long. Its product is annotated as zona pellucida sperm-binding protein 4-like. The record is from RefSeq and is a predicted model, not a curated record. The transcript is spliced from 3 exons. Bases 7 to 441 code for a protein of 144 amino acids. NCBI's taxonomy places the organism in Eukaryota, Metazoa, Chordata, Lepidosauria, Squamata, Lacertidae.